AUGUCAUCUUCCUUCUCAGACACACUCCAGUUCCGUUUCUCCAGCCCCGCCCACGAUGACUCCAUCCUGCAGAAGAUGAGCCAGCUGAGAGAGGAUCGACGCUUCUGUGACGUCACCCUCGUCCUCGGAUCGGGGUCGUUCCGCUUCCCGGGUCACCGGGUGGUCCUGGCGGCCUCCUCUGCCUUCCUCCGGGACCAGUUCCUGCUGCACGAGGGGAGCCGGGAGCUGCUGGUGACCGUGGUGCCCAGUGCGGAGGUGGGCCGUCGGCUGCUCCUGUCCUGCUACACAGGCCACCUGGAGGUCCCUCUGAGGGAACUGGUCAGCUACCUGACGGCAGCGAGCGCACUGCAGAUGAGCCACGUGGUGGAGAGGUGUGCCCAGGCCAUCUCUCAGUACCUGGACCCCACCCUGGCCCACCUGAAGCGGGAGAGGAGCCCAGAGACUGAGGGGACCCCUCCACCACCACCAGACAGCGUUAAACGCCAACCCAGCUCAGCAUGUCUGGACGAGGGGGAGAUGGAGGGGGAGACCCAAGAGGACCCAGAGGACAGGGACCACAGCCUGGACUCAGAAGACACUCUGGACAGUGUCCACAUGGUACACACUAACAGCCCGUACCCUUACAGCCCGUACCCUUACCCGACGGGCGCCCACAGACGCAAGCUGCGCCCGCCCACGCCAUGCAGAGAGUACAGGAAGAGGACCUUCUCUCCAGCAGGAAGUCCUGCCCACAGCAGGUCAGGACUGGCUGACAGCUCCCAGGAUCAGGAAGUGGGCGGGGACUCUGGAGAGGACAUAUACAUGCUUGCUGCUCGUCACAUGCAGGGGGUUGGGGGCGGGUCUCCCGAGUCCUCCUUCGGGGUUCUGACGGGGGCAGAGUUUUCGGGACUGGGAUCGGAGAUCCUCCUACAGAGACCCUACCUGUGCAGGAAGUGUGACCGAGUGUUCCACCACCUGGACAGCUAUGUGGGACACAUAAAGGAACACAAGCUCUACCCGUGUCUUCUCUGUGGGAAGAGCUUCAGCCAGAAGAGCAACCUGACCCGACACAUCAGGGUUCACACAGGGGUCAAGCCCUUCCAGGUGAGUGGAACACACCCCUCCACCCUUACAGUGUUUAAAGCACUUUGAGCAUCUUGACAAGCUCCUGCGGCCACAUAUACUAAAAUGUUUGUAUUUUAGUAUUGUUUGUAUGUAAUGUAUUGCAAUCUGCUUUGGAUGUCACUGUCUGCUAAAUUGUAUAUAUUAUUAUUUUAUUACUGUAUUAUUAUUCCAGUGCCCGCUUUGCCACAAGACCUUUUCCCAGAAGGCCACGCUGCAAGACCACCUUAACCUCCACACAGGGGACAAGCCACACAAGUGCAACUACUGCGCCAUCCACUUCGCACACAAACCAGGCCUCCGGCGCCACCUCAAGGACAUCCACGGCAAGAGCAGCCUGCAGAAUAUGUUUGAGGAGGUG
This is a messenger RNA of Coregonus sp. 'balchen', 1462 nucleotides long. The record is from the annotation of a GenBank genome assembly. NCBI's taxonomy places the organism in Eukaryota, Metazoa, Chordata, Actinopteri, Salmoniformes, Salmonidae.